CAGUAGGCUCUAGGGCUAGGCUACUUCAAUUAACAAUUUACAAAAAUAAAUAGGCUAUCAAAAACUAAACUUAUUCACUAUCACUAUUUCACUAAGUUUAAGUCAUAAGCUUAGUUAAACUGCUUAUUAUCUCAUGUUCAAGAAAUAAUAUUGAAAAUUUUGUCAAAGUGAUUUCUUAUUAUUAUUAUUUUUUGUGUAGAUACUAAGCCCACUUGACCAUUGAUUGAAAACCAAAAUGAUUCGCUUAUUUGAAAGGUUGGUCAUCAAGAAGGAAACAAUGAAUACUGUAAGGCGUUCAAUUUUCACAAACACACCGCUAAGCUUCCAGGUGACUCAAAUUCUCUGUGCUGAGCCAUUGAAGAAAAAGAAAAAGCUUGACCCUGCAAUUUUGAGAGCAAGAGAAGAAAAGAAAAAAAGGAAACUAGAGAAACAGAUCCGCCGUUUAGAGAAGAAUGCAAGACAACUCAAACCCUUAGAUGAAUGUGAAGUCCCUGAGACCCUCUAUAAACCUGAAGAUAUGAAAAUACGGACACGUCAAGUGGCACCCAUGAGUGAGUCGGAGGUGGACUCUCGUGUGAGGCUAAUGAAGGACUGGGCCAGACAUCGACAGAGACAGGCGCUUGAGGAUCUCAAGAUGAUUGAUCGGCUCGCGUACUCCCAGGCUCGAGCACUCGACAAGCUGCGUCAGGAAUCUGAGGAACUCUAUCAGGAAGCUAUUCAGAUUGACCCUGGUUUCUUGCCAUUCAAGGUUAAGGGCCCUGUUGUUACUCCACCAAUUGAAAACUAUGAUAGUCCUGAUGGAGAGUACGUAGAUGUAUCCAAGAAGUGGUGAUUUAAACUGUCAUUCUUUGUCAAAUGUCAUUCUUGUCACAACAUCUCAAUGUUUUAUGUAAAUAAAGUAGUAGCAAUAAAACA
Macrosteles quadrilineatus (aster leafhopper) is the source of this 915-nucleotide messenger RNA. RefSeq names its product 39S ribosomal protein L40, mitochondrial (gene mRpL40). Bases 236 to 832 code for a protein of 198 amino acids. The record is from RefSeq and is a predicted model, not a curated record. Gene Ontology annotation, cellular component: mitochondrial ribosome; mitochondrial large ribosomal subunit. Lineage: Eukaryota; Metazoa; Arthropoda; Insecta; Hemiptera; Cicadellidae. The transcript has 5 exons.